Coffea eugenioides is the source of this 1095-nucleotide messenger RNA. RefSeq names its product protein ESMERALDA 1-like. The transcript has 5 exons. The record is from RefSeq and is a predicted model, not a curated record. NCBI's taxonomy places the organism in Eukaryota, Viridiplantae, Streptophyta, Magnoliopsida, Gentianales, Rubiaceae. Bases 301 to 1095 code for a protein of 264 amino acids.
CUCUGUCUCUGUUCUCAGCACGUGCCCUUCUUCCUCCAUCACAUACCCCACCUUUUCAGGUCACGUGCGCCCUCCUGUCUCCUCUGCUCUUCUCCUCUUUCCCUCUUCCACUCCAUGAAACACGCACCAAAAGCACACACAAUCUCCUUCUCUUCACUCUUUCUUCUACCUGUCCCAAAAUAAGGAAAAAAAGAAAAAGAAAAAAGCAACCCCCAAAAAAUUGGAACGAAGAAGACAGCAAUAAGAGAAGUUUGAAAUUUUUUGGGGGAAAAAUUCUGUAUAAUGUGAAGAAAUCAAGAGAUGCACGCAAAAGUUAGGAUCCCAAGUAGCGGACACAGCAGCCCAUCACCUCCACAAUCCCCACUUUCCCGUUCGCCCCGGCUCCGACGCAAGCAGGGGCGUUUUACUCCGGGUCAACCCGGCCCGAAAACCGCCGCUCAGCGGAUUGCCUGGCUCAUUCUCUCGCUUCUUCUACGUCGACAAGGGAUUUUCCUCUUUGCCCCGUUGCUGUACAUCUCCGGAAUGCUGUUUUACAUGGGUACGGUGUCGUUUGAUGUAGUUCCGAUUAUUAAUCACCGGCGCGCACCCGGGUCGGUUUAUAGAAGCCCGCAGCUCUAUGCUAAGCUCAAACCCGAGAUGGAUUCCGAUAACUCUUCAGCUGAUGCGAUAUCAUCCAUAUGGAAGCACUCCUAUAAAGUCGGUGAGUGGAGACCAUGCAUAAACAUGUCUUCAGGAGGCUUACCUGAGUCCAAUGGAUACAUUUAUAUUGAGGCAAAUGGUGGCUUGAAUCAACAGAGGGGAUCGAUAUGCAAUGCUGUUGCUGUAGCCGGUUAUCUUAAUGCAACCCUUGUAAUUCCCCACUUCCAUUUUCACAGUAUUUGGAGAGAUGCUAGCAAAUUCGGAGAGAUUUUUGAUGAAGACUAUUUUAUUAAAACCCUGGAAAAUGAUGUAAGAGUGGUGGAUAAGGUUCCUGGGUAUAUAAUGGAAAGGUUUGACUACAAUAUGACCAAUGUUUACAACUUUAGGAUAAAAGCAUGGUCAUCCAUCCAGUUCUACAGAGAUACUGUUCUGCCAAAGCUACUUGAAGAAAAGUGA